This is a messenger RNA of Corticium candelabrum, 1217 nucleotides long. RefSeq lists its product as uncharacterized. Bases 18 to 1217 code for a protein of 399 amino acids. NCBI's taxonomy places the organism in Eukaryota, Metazoa, Porifera, Homoscleromorpha, Homosclerophorida, Plakinidae. The record is from RefSeq and is a predicted model, not a curated record. The transcript is spliced from 2 exons.
UAGCUGUGACUAGUGACAUGGGAGCUGCAAACCGAGCACUGUGGAGAAGCUUUGGCCUCAUGACUGGAAGACACUGCAAUACUGUUAGCAAAGUAGUACAUCCUCAAAGUCCAACCAAAUGGUUAUAUUUUCUCGCUGAUGUUCCUCACCUAAUAAAGAAUCUUAAGGCAGCUUUGGUUAGUGGCAAAGUCAUCACUCUACCUGAUGAUGUUGUUAAAGCAAACAACUUGAACUGUAGUAUUGUGCCCAUUACACCUGUAAAAGAUCUAGUAGAGUUUGAGAACCAUCAUGAUUUAAAAUUAGCACCAAAGCUAACUAACGCCACUAUUUCUCCAUCACAUUUUGAGAAAAUGAAAGUAUCACAUGCACUGCAUCUGUUUAGUAAGUCGGUGAGCUCUGGACUUCAAUACCUUGUGAAAGAAGAAGGCCGAGGAAAUGAAUAUCUUUCUACUGCUUGGUUUCUGGAUGUGUUUAACCGGUGGUUUGAUUUCAUGACAAGCAGGUACCCUGCAGUUGCACUAAGCAGAUUGAAUUGUGAUAAAUAUGAAGAAGCUCUAAUAUUUCUUACGUCUAUUAUCAACUUAGUACAGAGCAUGAAAAUUGGAGAUAAAAAUGACUGGAAACCCGUGCAAGCAGGGAUUAUAAUGUCUACAAACAGUGUUCUUGGUAUCCAAGAGGAGUUGCUUUCAAUGGGAUACAAGUUCCUUUUGACAAGUCGUCUUACUCAAGAUUGCCUUGAAAAUCUUUUUAGUUUAGUCAGGCUAAAAAAUCCUAUUCCUUCACCACUGGCAUUUAAAUACGCAUUAAAAGUCAUUUGCAUUGCACAGUUCCUGAAACAACCUCAUGCAUAUCAAGGAAACUACCAAGAAGAUGAUAGAGACAUAGCAAUUGACUUUCUUGACCAGCCAUUGAAGCUACCAAGUACUGAACUGGAUCUGAAAGAUUUUGAAGUGGAAAUAUCAGAAGCAAAUUGCAUAGAUGACAUUCAGAAGGCUGAGUUGAACAGCUUAUAUAACCUUGUAGGAUACUGUCUACACAGCAUAAAGAAAAAUGAGGAAAUCUGUACAGGUUGUUUUGUGGAAGUGACCAGCUGUGAUCUAAGUGAUCAAGACUCAGCAACGUUCACUAUUCUAAAAGAGUAUAAGCAAGGCUGCCUUACUCAGGUAUCAGAGAAAGCAUUCUCUAUGAUGCUCAAAAAUAUUGCUGGACAAGGCUGA